AUGCAAGUCGACCUGCUCUGUGCGUUUCAAUUUCCUCCCCAUGGCCCAGGCGAGUUUGUGUCGUCUCGACUCGCCCGGCGCACCCGGGAGGUGCGAGCUGGCGCUUGUGACGCCCGUCGUGGCGCGAAGCGACCGCGACUUGCGCGCGUCCGAGGGGUCGCAGAUGUCCCUGAUGAGGUCGAAGACUUCGUCCACCGCCCUGCGGGUCUUCUAAUCGUCGAGGGCUGCAUUAUGCUCGUCAGAUGGCUUCCCGUCGUCAAAGCCCACCGCGCGGCCCCAGUUCUCGAGGCGGACCUUGGCAGCGCUGAAUUGGACGUCCAGGUUCCCAGGCUUUCUAUCCAUAAGCGUAUGGAUUAA
This is a messenger RNA of Verticillium dahliae VdLs.17, 357 nucleotides long. RefSeq lists its product as uncharacterized. The transcript has 2 exons. Bases 1 to 357 code for a protein of 118 amino acids. Lineage: Eukaryota; Fungi; Ascomycota; Sordariomycetes; Glomerellales; Plectosphaerellaceae. The record is from RefSeq and is a predicted model, not a curated record.